UCCAUCAACUCGCCAGUCUCCCCGCGGCAUCCACCGCCGUCCUUUGGCCGUCUGCUCGCGGCCUCAACCAUCCCCCAUGGGCUCCCAGAAACAGUCUCUCGCCUCCCACUCGGUCGAGCCCGCCUGGCCGACGGACGACAUUUGGUAUCGCAGCGACGCCGACGAGGCUCUCCGCAUCCGCCACUUUUGGAACUCGCUUUCCGAGGACGACCGCAAGGCCCUCGUUCGGCUCGAGAAAGAGUCGGUCCUCAAAAAGAUCAAGGACCAGCAGCGCCAGUCGUGCUCCUGUUCCAUCUGCGGGAAGAAAAGGACCGUGAUCGAGGAGGAGCUCGAGUUUUUAUACGAUGCAUACUAUGAGGAGCUCGAGAAUCUCGCCAAGCAACAGUCCAGCGGCGCCUAUCCGCUCAUCCUCUCCGACCUGCCCAGCGUCGACCCCCACGAUCCCAGCUCCCAGUUUAUUGAAUUCAGCAACUCCCUGCGCGCCCGAGACGGUGCCCUGACGCUGGACGAUGACUUUAUCCAGAACAAAGGCAGAUGCUUCAUCGAGAUCAUGGAGCGGCUAACAGCCAGCAAGCUCCGCGAGAUAGAUCGCGAGGCUCUCCUGAACAACGAACUGGACGAGGAUCCGAGCCGCGGCUUCAGCGGACAAUACCCGGAUCGUUUUCGUCCACCAGGAAGCCUUGACGUUGACGAUUUCCAGAACCUGGACGACGAGGGCGACGACGAGGAAGGCGAUUAUGCCGAGGAAGUAGACGAGGACGAGGACGACGACGAGUACUCCGAGGACGAAGAGCGCCGCAUCGAGGAAGGUCGCCGCAUGUUCACGAUCUUUGCCGCCAAGAUGUUCGAGCAGCGCGUGAUGGCCGCCUAUCGCGAGCAGAUGGCCAACGAGCGGCAGAAUCGUCUGCUGUUUGAGCUACAAGAGGAGGAACGGCUGAACCGAGAGAAGGAAGAGCAGCGGCUCAAGAAGCUCGAACGCAAACGAGAGCAGAAAAAACUCGCCAAGCAGCAAAAGACACAGGAGCGGACGCUGCGAGAGAAGGAAAAACAGCAGCAAGAGGAGCAACUUCGGCUGGAGAAGCAAGUGCGUGCCGAAGAGGAGAGGAGGCGGAAAGAAGCUGAGGCGGCGAAAAAAGCAGCCGAGCGGGCAGCCAAGGAGGAGCUCGAGCGGCAGCGCAGACUGGCAGUGCUGAAAAAGAAGGAGGAGGCCCAGCGCCGGGAACAAGAGGCCAAGGAGGCCAAGGAGGCCAAGCGCCGCGAGCGCGAGGAGCGCGAACGCAAGCUCCAGGCGGAGAAAGAGGACGCUCUGCGGCGCAAGCGUGAGGCACGGGAGCAGUCGGCAAGCCCGAGCUCGGCAAGUGUGCCUGCACCAACCGCGGGCUCAACACCGCCAGUGGGAAGCAAGUCUCGGCCGCGCACAGAGUCGCAGCCCUCGGUUGCAUCUCCAGCAAGAUCCCCCGCGCAAUCAAAGCCCCGGUCUCAAUCUCAAUCACAAUCCCAACCACACCCGCAAGGAGCAAAGCCCCAGUCUCAUCCAAAGCAAUCCUCACAGCCCAAGUCAUCGUCUCCAACCAAGCUUCAGCAACCAUCAGCAGCGUCCAAGCCUUCGACUGCUGGGAAGGUUCUCCCGUCUGUAUUCAGCAACGCGGCCCUCACUGCACAUAUGGCUGAUCUGGCGCUGUCACCCGAUUGCACCAGCGUUGAUCUCCAGUCCGCGCCAUCUGCCGACGCCCUGGCGAGUGAGAUGUCUUUCGGAUCCAGCAGCUCCUUCCAAUCGCCAUCCGACGGUUUCUCUGAAUGCACCUCGACGACCGAUCCAGCACCGUCGCUAUCGUCACUGCCGUCGUCGGACUCUCACGCGCCGCUCUCUCCGUUCGAUCGCCAGUCGACUCCGAGGGUGCUCUUGUCGUCGCCAACCCGAACGGAGCACACAUCCUCGGCAUCGCCAGCGCCGCUUUCAUCGCUUCCCUUCCCCGGAAUCGCCACAGUUGCAAACAAUGGCUUCUUCCCCGACCCGGUGUCGGUCUCCAAGAUGCACCCGCAGUCGCUCCAGAUGCACUUUUACGCCGAGCCACACGCGAUCCCACGGCCAUUCAACCUCAUCGAUACCUCCAUGGAGCCUGGCGUUGCCGAUCAAGUCUUACCAGGGGUCUAUCCUCCACCGUACGCACCUCCAGCCGAGUACAAUGGCAUACCCUCAACGCCACAGCCCGCUGGUCUGGCGGUCUUGCCUGGCCCAAUGUCCUUUGGCCAUCUACCGCUCGCUGGACUGAGCGGCGCUCCAGGCCCUCUCCCAUACCGACCACCUCCACAUAUUCUCGCCAACCCGGCGUCGUUGCUAGCGGCGUCACUCCCACAGCCGCUGCCUGCGUCUCCAUCAUCGUUCAGCCCUUCAUCCUCGGCUCUGUCGGCCCGUCCAUUUGCACAUCCCUCGGGGGUCAUCCCGACGACGCAGCCACAACAGCAACACCACCCCGCAAAUGCAACAAUGGGCACCCAUACGUCCUUUGAAUCGUUCCGGCCAGCGCAUGACCGGUCGCCCUUUCCGUUUGUGUCUGCGUUUUCGGCGCCCCUCGGGUCGGAUCCACACGCCCUCCUGCCUCUCGGCUCCCGCCCCGGAUCAUCUCGGUUUUCCUCGUCCCUGCAUGCGACUGCGCUGCCUGACCCAGCGCGCGGGCUUGGCGAAUAUGUCGGUGGUCCACUUGCCCCGGUCCCUGGCUUUGCCGCAGUCUCGCCAGCCGAUCAUCUCGGAAGUGCCUAUGAGUACCCACAAGCACCCGCCGCCCGGUCCCGCCACAGUCUCUCGAGGAUACCCCCUGAGGAGUCGGCUGUAGGCGGCCUCGCAUUUGCAAGUCCUUGGCCGCCUCUAUCGAGCGGACUGCUACCAUCAGCCACACGCACCGAAGCGUCUCCAGUAACAUCGGCCGAUCUGUUUGGAUCGUGGUCGGGGCCAGUGCAACUCACCGCGCCUGCCCUCGAUCCCCUGAGCCUGUCGAGCCCCGUGUCUGCCCGCGAGAUGCCGUCGUCGGCCGUGCAGUCGAAUGCAGUCGGUGUCAUUGGCCAGGAAGCUGGACUGGGCUUCCGAAAGCAGAGCAGCGCCUCGGUCCUGAGCGACCCGGGUGUGUACGCUGGCGGCCUGGUGUCUCCUGUUCAGAACACCGCGUCGGCCUCGUUGCUCUUUGGCGGCGAGCGCAAGCAUAGUGAUGGUUCGAUCGAGGGUCCUCGGCUUCGGUCUCUGCCCGGACAGCCAAGCCACGCCUCCCACGACCCGACAACCGCUGCUCGAAUCAUCGGUCUGGCUACGGGGCAGCACGAGACACAGUGGCUGGGAUCUGGCGUGCUUGGUGGAGAGGUCUACAGCCCAAGCGAGACGCCCAGACUCUCGGCUUCGGGAAUCGGAGGCGCAAGCGUCGCUGGUCACGUCUUGGGGUCGUCUCUGUUCUCGAACAGCUGAGGAUGCCCUUGAAGAGGCCAAGCCCAGCGGUCGAGCCCGCCAAGCCAUGGUGUUCAUGGAUCGAUCGAUCGAUCGAUCGGCGACUCUGAUGGUGCCACGAUGGUGCCGUGAUGGUGCCCAAAAGUGUGUGUACAUGUGGCAGAGCGGCAAUACAAGACUCAUUUUUGGCCACACCAAAGGCGGAGCCGAUUGCAGCGUUUCCAAAAUGAAAUGGGACACCCCGUUUUGACUCAUGACAGGGUUAUUUUCUGUGCCCUGAAUACACCCACCCACUCAUUGCAAUCAUGGC
Messenger RNA from Polychytrium aggregatum, 3743 nucleotides. RefSeq lists its product as uncharacterized. Lineage: Eukaryota; Fungi; Chytridiomycota; Chytridiomycetes; Polychytriales. Bases 77 to 3454 code for a protein of 1125 amino acids. The record is from RefSeq and is a predicted model, not a curated record. The transcript has 9 exons.